This is a messenger RNA of Zea mays, 734 nucleotides long. RefSeq lists its product as uncharacterized. Bases 194 to 439 code for a protein of 81 amino acids. The record is from RefSeq and is a predicted model, not a curated record. NCBI's taxonomy places the organism in Eukaryota, Viridiplantae, Streptophyta, Magnoliopsida, Poales, Poaceae. The transcript is spliced from 2 exons.
AAACAGAAAAGUGAGGUGGUCAUGAAAGGGAAAUCGCUGGCUGGUCCGCUGCUGCAAAUUAAAUGCCUUUGUUUUCCCUAUAAAUAUGGCCUCCAAGAUCGCACAGCUUCGUCAAGCAGCAGCUGCUAGAGCAAACCUAAGAGCCAAGCGGCAGCAGCCAGCUAAUAAUUAAGCAGCCAAAUUAAGUGCGACGAUGGCGUCGUCCAUCGCCAGAACCGCAUGUCUCCUCGUGCUCACACUGUUCGUCGUCUCCGCGGCGAUCAUCUUGCCCAGCUCCCUGUGCCAUGGAGCCCGCGGCGUCGGGUUAGGUAUCGGCGGCGGCGCUUUGGACCCUGACCGUCCAGCGUGCGUCGGGGUCGGGGCAUGCCCAGUUCGUGGGCGCCCCUUUCCUAUCGUCAAACCGUCCCCCCCAUCCAACGGAGGGGACCCACAUCACUGAUGCCUGCCUCGGAUCACGCGCCCUCCGUCGUAUCGGUCUGUCUACGAUGGAACGAUGCACCGUGCACGAGCACGACUGCAUGCUACUAGCUACUAGCUAUCUCGUGUACCUGUACAGUCGUCGUGCUUAUGUACGUACGUAUGGUCAAUUAAUAAAACUGGAGUGGGAUGAUGAUGGUGAGAAUUUCUUGUACUGGAUGAUGACAUGCAUAUGUCGUUGGUUCAUAUAGACGACCACUUGCAAAAUAAAUGAAUAUAUGGUGAUAUGGGAACGCUGCCAUGUGAGCCCACCAUCA